AUGGAGCAGACGACAGGGGGGACGCUGGACAGCUUCCUGGACACUGAGUGCUGCAUGCUGGAGCGCACACUCGAUGUCGUACGCGAAGUUGCGCCACAUGCCACCCAGCGCUACCCGUCGAUAUCUAAGGUACUCGUAAAGUCUGCUCGACACAGUGUGACAAUGCGGGCGGCUGAUAACUCUCCCCCAACAAAGACGUCGCGAAUAAACCCCGUCAACGAGAGUGUAGAGGCACAUCCGAAUGGCGAGGCAACAACAACGAGUAGACGGCUAGUGGAGCCAUUUAACGACGCCACCACGCCUGAGAACCCAUACCUUCUAAACUUUGCAGAGGUUGAGUCUAACUCUGCGGACCGGGACGGUAGCUGGCCGAUGCCGCAAACGCACCUGCGGCCGCCAACGGUGCACUCGGAGGUGCAUUCGCCGGUCUUUUCUGAAGUGCGGAAGGACAACGGUGCUGCAGCGGGAUCGAACCAGCCACAGGAGCCAAUAAACACGGCGGAGGUAAGAGCAAGUGCACCGGAGAAUGCUGAUUUUAGUUCUACCCUCCCCCAUAGCACACUGGAACCAUCAGAUACACGGCAGCAGCCCCCUUCAGUGCACUAG
Molecule: messenger RNA, 606 nt
Organism: Trypanosoma grayi
Lineage: Eukaryota; Euglenozoa; Kinetoplastea; Trypanosomatida; Trypanosomatidae
Exons: 1
Coding region: 1-606 (201 amino acids)
Source: RefSeq, a predicted model, not a curated record